Messenger RNA from Paraphaeosphaeria sporulosa, 3546 nucleotides. RefSeq lists its product as uncharacterized. NCBI's taxonomy places the organism in Eukaryota, Fungi, Ascomycota, Dothideomycetes, Pleosporales, Didymosphaeriaceae. The transcript is spliced from 2 exons. The record is from RefSeq and is a predicted model, not a curated record. The coding region runs from base 1 to 3546 and encodes 1181 amino acids.
AUGCAGCCGGUUGAAACGCGCAACGCUUCCACCAUGGAGUUGAGCAUUACCACCAUCGGCGCAAUGGGCGCGGGUGUCGGCGUGCUUGUCAUAGGACUUACGGUCUUCAUUGUGAUACUUCUUGUCCGGGCACAUCGAGAGCACAAACGCCAUAUGGCAGACUUGGAAGAGCGAGGAUACGCAAUCGUUCAAACCCGGAAGGUCGCGAAGCGCAAUUCAGUCACCAAACCACGGGCAGUGCUGAGACGGGACACAAUACUGCCAUUCAAUUCGAAGUCGGGUUGGGGCAACCUCACGUCUGUAGAGACAAUUAGCCCACCUGAGCCGCGAUCCGUCCCUCCACACUACGCGCCCCCUAAACCUGCGGGCUUCGUACCGAAGCCAAAAAGACUAUCGUGGCCAUUCUUAGGGCGUCGAGUUUCGGGCAGAGCAAUUCCUAUGAGGAAGAUCAGGGUCCCCGUGCUCUCUACAGUCCUAGAGAGUCCAAAACCUUCGCCCUUGGUUCCGGUGCUGAGUGGUCCGCUUGGGGAGUCCUCACCACGAAAGAGCCAUAGUCGUCCUUCCUCAGACCAAUCACUUUUACAGCAUCAUCCUGCGUUACGCAGGCAAGAGCAGGCAUCUGCACCACAACUCGACCAGCCUCAACCAGAGCCACUUCGCCGGAGCCUGACCGCCAAGCCUGUACCCAAAACGGAGCUAUAUACACGACCAGUCCGAUCCCAGUCUCUUGCUGACAUUUCGAACGCCAGCAGGCCUGGGAGCAUGACCAGAUUCGCGCGACCACAGCUCCAUGAGAGGUCAGUUAGCACCUCUAGCCAGGCUUCGGGAAACCCUCCCGAUGGCGGCCUGCCCAUCCUUCCCUUGGAGAUCGCGCGAAUCAAAUCCGAGGCUCGCAGACGCAGCCUCCUCAGCCGUAGUCCAUCGCGUCAGUCAAAUUCGAGCUAUGAGUCAGCUGGAAGCUCUAUACUUGCUAUGCAACCGAGUCCCAUCAUACGCUCACCCAAUACACGGGUGCACAAGGUCGCCAAGCGGGACCUGAGGAAUUGUACGAUUGUCAGCCCACGACCAUUCCGCGACACGCUGACGCUCCAUGGCAAGAACAUAUCCUCACAAGGCUCGAUCAAGAGCACCGCAGCUCGAUUCAGCUCGGUAACGUCAACUACGCACACUGAAAGAUUGGGACCGCUGCUUCCCAGCUCUUCAAGCCUGCAGUCUGUCACUACCGUGAAGACUGUCGAUUCAGCAAAUCUCAGCAAGCUACCAUCGCCUGCACCAAGUCUGUCAGUGCGGAAUGCGUCGACUCCGAAGCGGAGGUCGGGCUCCUACGUGACUCCGUAUGGCUCUCCUGAAAACCGACGAAGCCGCUCCUCAGUCUUGCAGAAUGUGUCCGGGAACCAAAGCGCUCCCAAGCGCCAGCUUUCACAAACUUCCACACGGGCGUCAUCUACACGGAGCAGCAAUGAUAAUCCAUUCCAAUGGGAUCCAGCGCCUGUAUCUGCAGGCAAACCCUCAGCGUUGAAGGGUAGUCCCAGCGCCCGUAAGCCCGGGCACAAACGCCAGAACUGCGUCCGUAUCUCAUUGAUACCAACAAUGCUAGGGCCACAAAGCCGCUCUCCAAGCCCUGCCAUUCACGACAUUGCGGAGGAAUCGCCACAAGCCAGCUCCGAAAAGGUGCAAAACGUCGGACUUGGGUUCUCGAGCAUGAGGUCCCUGCCUUCUCCUCCUAGCACUUCGAUUUUCGCACCUGAACUAAAGUUCAACGCGACCAGCAUUCGUGCUUCACUCGCCGCAAGCUCGCCGACCUUGUCCAUGGCAAAUUUUGACCACGGCCCGAUAGGCACACCGGUGAAGACGCAGAACAAGUCCAGCCUUUAUGGCACGUUGCAGCAGGAUGGCGAAACGAUGAGCACGGGCUCGGUGUUUAGCCUUGGCACAUUUCCCAGCCCAUGCCAUGAUCUGCCGCAAUCUAGGGUUACGAUUUCACCUCCCCCAAUGUUUGCUUUAUCACGGCCAUCCAAUGAAUACGAAGACGAUCAACGACCAUAUGAUGAGAUGCCAAUGAUGUCGUCCCCAUUUGAAGUUUUUCUCGAUAUCAACUCUUCUCCUGGCCGACCUCUUAUUGUGGACAAUUAUGACCUUGAACGACCUUACUAUGUACAGCAAACGCCAACUACCAAACUAGUGCGAAACUUUUCAUCUCCAUUCUCUACCAUUCCAGAAGAGUCUAGUCCUAGACCUGAAGGCUACGAGCAACUUAAGUCGGAAGACUCGCCGCCUUGUUCACCAAAAAGCAUGCCAUCUGAUUCUUGUUCCAACCUGCGCGACCGCGCAGCGUACAAUUUACCCAUCAGAGAUACCACCAUUCCAGAAGAGCCAAUAGAUACCAUUGACCCUGCCAUCCUCAGUAAAGAUGCUUUCACCAGCUUGAAUAGCCCCUUCGACAAUCAAAGCGGAAGCAUUACCAAAGACACAAACGGUGACCGCAACAUGCCAACAAGGCCCACUGCCGCAGUUUACUCGAUGCAGCCACUCCUGGACGCCGCGUUUCCUUCCAGCCCACCCGUUCAACACAUCGACCUGACUUCACCCCACGUGCCACACGACUCAAUGGUGUUUGAUCCACCAGGUCUGUACAUCGAGUCAUCGCCUAUUUCAAGCCCCUCAACCCCAUCUCCAUCAUCACCAUUACCAAUCGCCCCGGGAUCCCCUCGUCCCGCGCACGCUCAAUUACCCACCCUAACACCAACCCUAAACUUCGCGGCCGUGCCCACACUAGCACCCAGCGGACCCCGAGAACCCCCUGCACGCUCGCUCCGCUCGUCCAUCCAGACACUCCGACGCAUGAACUCAGACACGAAGAAGGGCAACAAGGCGGAACGACGGUAUGCCAACCUCGGGCGCGAAGACAGCAUCGCACUUCCAGGGGAGGAGAGCUGGCUGGAAGACCUUGACAAGUACGAGGACGAAGAGGACGAAACGUGGGAUGAGGAGAAGGGACGAGCGCUGGUGGGCGAUCUGGGAUUUGACUGGGACGAAGAAGGAAAUGCACCGGUGCUCGACCUCUAUACCGACCCUGUGCUUACGUCGAUCCCGGAGAUAUCGACGUCUGCGUCAGCAGAAACCGCCCAACCCCCGAGCGGCCUCCGAAGCGACCACAAUUCCAGCAUCUGGGACGACGGCGAGAAGUUCUGGGCCAGCACGCCGCCGCCGCCGCCGCCGCCGCCACAGCCAUCCCUCACCUCCCCCAACAAACCAAAGGACCGCUACCUGCCAUUGUCGUCUUCACCCCUUUCCACGCGCGCGGGCAGGAAGCGCGCAUUCGAAGUCGCAAAGGACGAGACGCCGGCGCAGGAAGACGCCGUCAAAGCAAAAGGGAGUGUGGAAAGGGACGCCAAGCGGGACAGCGCAAACGGCAAGUACAGGAAGAGGAGCGUUCUCGGUGUGGGCACACCGAAUGUGAAGAUCAAUGUGGUGCCGCCGAGUAGUGGGGGGCUGGAGGGCACGCCGGGGAGUUUGUAUGAUGGGGAUGGGUUUUUGAGGGGGUGA